AUGAUUUCAUUACAUAAUAAAUUUAUUAAAAAUAAAAUACAAAAUAAUUCAAAACAUAUAAGAUUUAAUAAUUAUUUAUCAUUUUCACCAUUUAUUAUAUCAAAUCAAUAUUUAAAUUUAUAUCAAUCUGAUUUAAAUGUGAAUUGUUCAUCUAAUUUAAUAAUCAAUAAUAUUAUCAAUUUAGAUACAAUAUUUCAUUUAUUACAUAAUUAUAACACAUCAUUAUGUAAUAAACAAAUGUCAUUAGUUUUAAAUGAAAAUUUAAAGCAAUAUUCAAUCAUAUCUAAUAUAUUAAAUUCAAAUAACCCUCUUAAUAAUAAUAAUUUAUUGUAA
Messenger RNA from Schistosoma spindalis, 333 nucleotides. The record is from the annotation of a GenBank genome assembly. NCBI's taxonomy places the organism in Eukaryota, Metazoa, Platyhelminthes, Trematoda, Strigeidida, Schistosomatidae.